AUGCAAGCUCUGCAAGCUUUAGAAGCUAUGGAGCAACUAGGAAAUGCUCCGCAUCGUCGUCGUAAGGUUUACCAGAAGAGAUAUGAUCCGUUUUCUUUGCCCGAUGUAGAGUUCAAAAAGCGAUACCGCUUCAAUAAACAUACGGCAUCUUUUAUAAUUGAUCUUGUAAGGCAGGAUUUACAACUGGACCCAAGGGGUUGUGGUACAUCACCAGAAUUGCAGGUGUUAACUGCCAUUAGAUGUUGGGGACGUCGUGAAGUUCAAGAUGAUGGGGGAGACCUUCAUGGGUUGACACAACCAACUGUGAGUCGCAUUUGUGCCAGAGUAGCUCGCGCGAUUGCUCGUCACUCUGAGACGUACAUAAAAAUGCCACAGUCUCUGGCAGAAGAGCAAAGGGUUGUAAGGGAAUUCUUAGAGAUAAGAAAUUUCCCUUCUGUGUUGGGUUGCAUUGAUUGUACUCACAUAAAAAUAAAGAAAUCUGGUGGUGAUGCAGCUCAUGUUGCACAAUAUUGCAAUAGGACAACAGGAUUCGGUACCAGAUCAUGA
Messenger RNA from Parnassius apollo (apollo), 546 nucleotides. NCBI's taxonomy places the organism in Eukaryota, Metazoa, Arthropoda, Insecta, Lepidoptera, Papilionidae. The record is from the annotation of a GenBank genome assembly.